CAUUUAUAAGUCAUAUAUUUCCUCGUAUAUCAUCAAAUGCGCAAAACAACGAUGGCCCAGGAAUUAGACCACCACGCUCGUCGGAAAAGAGUGGCGGACGAGCUUGUGAAAGGCAAAUAUUUGGCUACUCAGCUUCAAACCCUACUUCUUCAAAACCCCAGCAUAGACCAUAUUGCAUCGUCCAACUCAUUGGUUCCCCAACUGUCUCUUGAGAUCUUCAGGUCUUUCACGGAUGCCCUCUUCCAGAUCAAUAACUGCCUCGACACGCCGCCACCGCAGCUGCACAAUCUCUCGAGCUCCGGUGAUGAUCGGAAGCGCUCGGAAGACUCCGACAGCUGGUGGCGCGUCGAGAACAACACCGCGCAGCAGCCUUCAACUAAAUCUCGCAGAGGGUGCUACAAAAGAAGGUACACCUUUGUGCGUUCAUGUAUUUUACACAUGUAGAGAGAGUAGUGCAUAAUAAAUUGAUGAUACUAAGCUUGGAAAAAAUACAUAAUAAAUUGUAUAUGUACUUUGAUAGCUUCACUUUUAAAUGAAGUAAUCCGGUAACCCAUAUACUUUUAAGUUUAUUGGGUUGUACCACUUGAAAUUUCGCGCAAAAAAUCAUACUACAUCACGAAUUGAAUUGCAAUUUGUGAGUUUUAAGGUUGACUGAUGGAAGAUAAAGUUAAAUCAUUUUUGUGAAUGGGUAAUAAAUUUUAAUAAUUUAAAUUUCUGAGGAUGGGUGUUGAAUUUUUUUAGAAGUAAUAAAUCUUAUAUUAAGAUCUUGAACUAAUUUUAAGUGAUUUUAGGAUAGACACUUGCACCCACAUAUUCUACACACCAUUUCUAUUACAAACUCGUAAAAUAGAACGUACUUAAUUAAUUCGAGUUCAAAAUUUUAUAUAGAAAUUGUUCGUGCCACGCCAUUGCAACCAACUGAAACCGAGUAAUGCAAACGAUUGAACGUGGAACGACGUUUGCACUCUAGGCACAAUCACCAAUCGCCAGAAAUAACGUAAUUUUAUAAUCUGACAACUUAUUUAGGGAAUUCACACAAUUUUAUAACUGUACAGCUUUUCAUCUUUAUCCGUGUUUUUUUAUUACGUUAUUUUUUUGUUUCAUUUUCAGAAAAACUUCCGAGGCGUGGACGAUUGUGUCUAAACCAAUGGAAGAUGGUUGUUCAUGGAGAAAAUACGGCCAGAAACACAUUCUCAAUUCAGAAUAUCCGAGGUGCUAUUUUAGGUGCACCCACAAGCACACCCAAGGGUGCAAAGCAACAAAGCAGGUUCAGAGAGUUUCAGAGAAUGAGUACCAAACCACAUACUUUGGUAACCACACCUGCAAAGAAGAUCCAAAUUAUGCUCCUCCCAAUCAAGUUCAAGCAGAAGAGGAAGAGAAUGAACAUUCCUCUUUUUACAAAUAUUAUCACAAGGAAGAUGAAUCUUUAACUGUUUCUGGGUCGGAUGAGUCAUCACUACUUGCUGAAGAAAUGACACAAUUUAAUCCUCAAGGAGCUAACAAUGAUAAUAAUAGUAUUGAGUAUCAUAGCUGCUUCGAAAAUCUGGACAAUAUCCUCCGGUCGGAUGAGAUGUUACUCCUAAACUUCUUAGACAACUAGAGUCCGUUUGGUAACACGAAAAUCGACUGAUUCAGCCGAUUCAGCUGAAAUAUAUGAAGUUCUGGCUGAAGUGGUUGCAUUGGCUUAUUCUGUUGAUUUAGGAAAAAAUUAGUUUUAAAAUAUAUUUUAUUAAUAAAAUAAAGGAAAAAAUAUAUUUAAAAAUAGCUAAAAUGGUCGUCUACGGUGACUUCAGUCAAUACGGCCAGAAAAGUAACUUCAAGUCUCCAACCUUUUUUUUCUUAUUAUUACACAAUUCAGCACGCGAAAACAAAAGUUACGUGUUUGGUGAAAAAAUUGGCUGAUAAGCCGAAAAACAGUGUUACCAAGCGGCCUCCUAAUCAUCGACAAUAUGUAUAAUUAAUGUGUGUGUUUGUUUGUCAAUAAUCUAGGCACACACAUCAAUUAAAUCUCCUACAAUAGUAAAGAGUUGAAUAAUAAUGUACAAAAGUAGUUAAUUAAGAUCUUACUUUUGGAUAUUGUUCUGAAUUUAUUCUUAUUCGAUCAUGAAUAAUAUUGAGUGAUCGCUUUGAUUAUAAGCACACUCACAAACAGUCGCGUUAAGGAUAUGAAUUAAGAGCAAAUUAAGUAACGUUGUAGUUUUGUUUGUGUAAAUUAUUGAAUUUGAUUGGAUCUAAAAUUAAUCACUGAUUUUGAACGUUACUAGUUUUAGUGUCUAAGUUCUGCCCUUUAAUUUCCAUCAAGCGUAUGUCAAUUUUGGGGUGUUUGGAACUGAUUUUGAUUCUGAUUCUGCUUCCGUUUUAAAGCAGAAGCAGAAUCAGAAUCAG
Molecule: messenger RNA, 2385 nt
Organism: Cuscuta europaea
Lineage: Eukaryota; Viridiplantae; Streptophyta; Magnoliopsida; Solanales; Convolvulaceae
Source: the annotation of a GenBank genome assembly